AUGUCUGAAAAAGUUUUACGUCGAACAACUUUCAGUGGAAGAUUGAAUGAUCAUAAUUCGGAAGAUGAUGUGAAAAAAGUGAUAGGAAAAGGAUUAUUUUUUAUGGUUUUGGAUAUUGUUAUUGUUCUGUUUGUUUCUAGCAUGUUGUUCUUCUGGUUUGCUGGGUGAGUUUUAUGAAUUUGUUUGGGGUUUACUUAUCACGGGUUUUUUCAAAUGAUAUGAUAAUUUUUUUUGAAAACAUUAGAAAAUCAAAACAUUAAUGUUCACGUUCAGUACAAAAAAGGUUUAUUUUUGGUGAUCAAAAAUGAUAAAUUUCUAUAUAAUUAUUUUAAAAAUGAUAAUUUUGUGCUCAGAAUACCAAAACAUUUGAAUAUCUAAACCCUAUUCUAUAAAUCUGGAAAUUUAAUCAAUUUAUUUCAGACAAGGAAUCUCUCCAUAUGAACGUCCAUUUCCAUGUGGCGAUGAAUCGAUUCGACAACCUUUCAAACAAAAUACAGUCGGACUAAAACAUCUUCUCGCCGUCUCACUUGGAUCGCCAUUUUUUGUUGUUGCAUUGGUUGAAGCGAUUGUCUUUUUUUAUUCGAGGGUUAGUGAUUUUUGCGGGAUUUGAAUUGAAAUUAGCAGAUUAGAAAACAUGGGCUGAAAAUUCAGCUUUCAAAUUUUCUUGAAAAUGAAACUAACCAAAUUUUUUAAAAAUCUGGGUUUUUCAAAUUUUGCUGGAAAAUUGUAUUUUCAACUCCAAAAGCUAUUUUCUCUUGUGCAAAACGAAAUAAAAUUCGAAAGAUCAAAAAUCUCUCGUUUUGGUCGUAAAGUGCUUAAAAGUCUAUGUAAACACAAUUUAGUGACAAUCAUGUCUGGCUCGAAAAAACUUGAAAAGCCUAAUAAGGGAGCAAGGGUUGAAAAAUGUUAAUAAAAAAACCGUGAACCACAAAAUCACAAACUUAUAUUCGUUCCAGGGUGAAAAUCGUUUAUCCAACUAUUUCAAAACAACAACAAUAAUUUAUCUCAAAUAUUUAUUGAUUUAUGCAACAUGCACAUUUGCUAUGGAAUUUCUCAAAUGUUAUAUUGGAAGACUUCGCCCACAUUUUGUGUCUAUUUGUCAACCAGAUUGGACAAAAGUUGAUUGUUCGAAUCCAGAAAAUGAGAUCACUGUUGAUCAAUUGGUAUGCACUAAUCCAGAGUUGAGAAAGAUUCGAACCGCUAGAACAUCAUUCCCAUCCGGACAUACUGCCGCAGCUGUUCAUGCUUGGCUUUUUGUUGUGAUUUAUCUUACAAGGUUGGUUUUUUAUUCAAAAAAAAUGAGCUUGAUUUCUUCUAUUUCAAAUGAUGGAACACAUUUUUAUCAAAACACUGUUCCAGAAUGGCAUCACGAACUGGAAUUGUCCACGUCUUCUCAAUUCGCAAUUUCCUUGUUCCACUUUACACAAUCUGGACAUUGUUUACUGCUGUCACACGAGUCACUGAUAAUUGGCAUUUCCCAACUGAUGUUCUUGGUGGAACGAUUCUUGCGUUCGCAUGUAUUCUCCCAGCUUUUUAUCGCUCAUGGACAACAACUUCUCAAAUUUAUGAAUCUCGUGAAUUGGCUCAACCAAAAGCUGACAAAUCCCAAUAA
This is a messenger RNA of Caenorhabditis angaria, 1612 nucleotides long. NCBI's taxonomy places the organism in Eukaryota, Metazoa, Nematoda, Chromadorea, Rhabditida, Rhabditidae. The record is from the annotation of a GenBank genome assembly.